Mya arenaria is the source of this 748-nucleotide messenger RNA. RefSeq lists its product as uncharacterized. The coding region runs from base 135 to 467 and encodes 110 amino acids. Lineage: Eukaryota; Metazoa; Mollusca; Bivalvia; Myida; Myidae. The transcript is spliced from 3 exons. The record is from RefSeq and is a predicted model, not a curated record.
GUCGAAUAUAUAUCCCAUCAACUUCCUUGUUUAACACAUUUUGUUUAAGGGAGUUGACAAACUUAACUUUGUCGAAAAAUACAUGCUUUCAGUAUAUAUACAAACGAAUGUGUUAAUUAUAUAGAUAUCUAACAAUGUCUAGUGAAUGGGCCCACGGUUUGUGCAGCUGCUUCGAUGACCUGGGGCUCUGUAUCAUUGCCUAUCUGGCCCCUUGCGUCCUCUUUGGGCAGAGCGCAGAGAAAAUGGGAGAAGGACGCUGCGUGGUUUGUGGUCUCGUCUAUUUUAUUCCCAUCCUGAACCUGAUUGAGGCUGUAAUUGUGAGAGGGAAGAUUAGAGAACAAAGCGGCAUUGAUGGUACCACAUGCCACGACUGCCUUACCAUUGCAUUCUGUCCCCUUUGUGCUCUCGUACAGGAAGCUAUGGAAAUACAGAACACUCCGGCAAUUAUGUCGAUGGCAAGGGAAUAAACCCAACGGAUCCGAUUGACAAUUAUGUUAAUAUUGGAUGCCUUGUGAUGACAAUGGUUCUAUGAUUAAAGAAGGAAUGUAUAAAAAGUAGAGAUAAUUUUAUUACAUAAGGUACAUUUGGAAAUGAACGAUUGCAAUUGGGCAGCUCAAAUUCCGUUAACAAACUGCGAAGCUUCACUGAAAGCGUUCGUCAACAUGGAACGGGCUUGGUCUUUCUGUCAAUUUCGAUUUGAAUUUAAAUAAAAUAAGAUAUAUUCUGCAUCAUAUAUAUAUAUAUAUAU